Striga hermonthica is the source of this 675-nucleotide messenger RNA. The record is from the annotation of a GenBank genome assembly. NCBI's taxonomy places the organism in Eukaryota, Viridiplantae, Streptophyta, Magnoliopsida, Lamiales, Orobanchaceae.
AUGGAUGUUAUUCGGGAAAAGCAUUAUAAUGAUGUUGCACGACGUAUAGAAAGUGGUGAGAUUUCUACAGGGACAGGCAAGAAUCAAGAAACAAGUUUAGCUCGACCGGGUGCUACACGGUGGGGAUCUCACUAUAGGACAAUCAACCGAAUUUUGGAAAUGUGGGAUGCGGUACAAGAUGUUUUGGAUGGUAUUAUAGAGGAUGCCAUGGAUUUUCAAAGUCGAGGCGUUGCUAAAGGUUUUCUUGAUAAAUCAACAAGUUUCGAAUUUGUAUUCAUUGCUCAUUUGAUGGUGAAGAUAUUAGCAAGCACAAGUGCACUGUCAGCGGCCUUACAAGAAAAGACUCAAAAUAUUGGCUAUGCUCUUGUGUUGAUUAAAUCGGUCAAGAAAGAUUUGAGAAAGUUGAGGGAGGAUGGUUGGGAGGAUUUAUUGAUGAAAGUCACAACAUUUUGUUCUGAAAAGGUAUUUUUGUGCCUAGCAUGGAAGAUCCUAUGCCGGGUCGGCCUAGUAGAUCUCAAAAAAAAGUGGAUGAUCAACCAAAGACUUAUUUACAUCAUUUUCGAUGGGAAAUCUUCUUUCAGAGAUUGUUUUGCAAGCUUUGAUGUUGAAAGACUACUCCGCCUCGCUCAGCUUUAUCCAAAUGAUUUUGAUGAUGAGCUCAAGCUAAAAGCAUAA